Rhizophagus irregularis DAOM 181602=DAOM 197198 is the source of this 1630-nucleotide messenger RNA. RefSeq lists its product as uncharacterized. Gene Ontology annotation, cellular component: endoplasmic reticulum. Gene Ontology annotation, molecular function: hydrolase activity. Gene Ontology annotation, biological process: GPI anchor biosynthetic process. The record is from RefSeq and is a predicted model, not a curated record. Lineage: Eukaryota; Fungi; Glomeromycota; Glomeromycetes; Glomerales; Glomeraceae.
AUUUUCCUCUUUUUUUAUUACUUUACUUUCCUUUAGCAAGAUUAGCUUUUUUUUUCUCUUCUUUCUCUCGCGUUAUAUUUUUAUUAUUAUGCAACAGUCAUCCCAAACACAACCGUCAACUUCUUCAAUAGCUAGAUCUUGCGCCAAUAAUAUAUUAGCGAUUUUUCUUUUUCCAUUUCAUGUUAUAUCAAAAAUAACUCAAAAACUAUUGAAUCCUGCUAAACGUAAUCAAAGACGUAUUCAUAGUCGAUCGCCAGCUUUUACCUUUAAAAUAAUAUGGACAUUUGCUUUGUUAAUAGGAGAAGUCUUUAUUUUUUCGUAUUCAAUGCAAAAAUGUUCUUGGCCGGAACAUGAAAGUUGGAAUACCACAGCAACAGAACCUGUUCAUGUUGCAAUAAUUGCAGACCCACAGAUUAUUGAUGAUUAUUCCUAUGGUCGAACAGGUAUUCUUCAGAAAAUAUCUGAAAUAUAUCCCGACAUGUAUAUGAGAAAGAAUUGGAUAAAUUUACAACAUAUAUUUGAUCCUGAUGCGAUAAUAUUUCUUGGUGAUUUAAUGGAUGGGGGAAGAGAAUUGGAUGAUAAUAAAUGGGACGAAGAACUUCACAGAUUUCGACAUCUCUUCAUACCCGAAAAACCAAUAAAAACUCCAACUUUUUAUUUGGCGGGAAAUCAUGAUAUUGGAUUUGGGGAACAUAUAAUUCCGGAAGCGUUUUACAGAUUUCGAAAAGUAUUUGGGGCAUUCAGCUAUAUGACAAAGCUUGGUAAUCAUUCAAUUAUAGCUUUAGACACAAUAGCUUUGAGCGGUUCUAACAAUAAUUUGAAAAAGGACGCGAAAAAGUUGAUGCAGAGACUCAAUAAUGAUACAACAAAUUCUUUUCCUCGCAUAUUACUGACGCAUGUUCCUUUAUACCGUCCUCCAAACACCGAUUGUGGACCGCUUCGACAAAAAGGACAUUCUAUUAAUCAGGGUGCCGGUCACCAAUAUCAAAAUUUAAUAGUCGAAUCUUUAUCUAAUGAUAUUAUGGAUAAUAUAAAACCAUCAUUAAUAUUAAGUGGAGAUGAUCAUGAUUAUUGUGAAAUUCUACAUGGUGAAAUUCCUGAAAUUACAGUAAACACUUUCAGUUUUGCAAUGGGAGUUAACAGACCGGGAUUUUUACUUUUAAGUCUCUAUAACCCCUCAAAUGAUAAUUCAACAGAAACAAACUUUACUACUUUCGCUUAUUCUCAAUGUUUAUUACCAAAUCAAAUUCGAAUAUACAUUUGGUAUAUAAUAUUGUUUAUCGCCACAAUAUUUUGUAUUUUUUCACAAGCAUUUCUUAAAUUAAGAAGGAAUAGUGAGAUGUUGCCAAUAUGGCAUAGGUAUCAUCAAAAAAGGAAAUGGACAAUAUUUACUUCUCAAUAUUGGAAAAUGAUUGCUAAAGAAGUUGGCGAUAUUGCUUUAAUCGCAUUUAUAAUUUAUUUAGGUUGUUGGAUAUGGUUUUUAAUUUAAGAGUUUAUUAUAUAUUUUUUAAUUUUUAAUUUCCAGAAAAUGAUUUCUUAGUAGAAAUAUGUAUAGAAUUAUUCAUUAAAAUACUUAGUAUACUAGUAUACAAUAAAUUUAUCUAUGAUUUUGUAUUAUAGUUUUUAGCAG